Fonsecaea multimorphosa CBS 102226 is the source of this 1449-nucleotide messenger RNA. RefSeq lists its product as uncharacterized. The record is from RefSeq and is a predicted model, not a curated record. The transcript has a single exon. Bases 1 to 1449 code for a protein of 482 amino acids. Lineage: Eukaryota; Fungi; Ascomycota; Eurotiomycetes; Chaetothyriales; Herpotrichiellaceae.
AUGGUACAAGCUUCCGACGAUGUCGACGAUGCCCUUAUAUCCAACCUUGCAGCUCGUCUCCAGCACCUGGUGGACGAUGUAGAGCGAGUCUACACCACCGGAUCUCGAAAUGUGCGCACAGUUCUGCGGCGGCAACAUAUCAACUCCCUUCAUCCAACUUCUGCUCGACCGCUAUGCCGACUUCUUGGAGAAGACCAACUGAUGAAAGCCCUCCGCCUUUUGUCAUUGAAAUUAGCUCUGUUCACGCUAGCCCGGAUUUAUGAUGAAUGUCAUGUUGCUUUAUGUCGAGCGAUGGCGGCGGCCCGGAAAGGUGAUGUUCUUUACGAGGGCUUCAGUCGAAAUCCAUGCGUUGAUCUCCGACGCCUUGCCGAUCAAAUUGGUCUGCAUGAGGGGAUUGUGCAAGACCAAAUAGUACUCGAAACAACUUUUGAGGAUGCGGCGCCAUUACGGGCCGUAUGGACGCCUGUCCUGCCCAUGUCCUUUGACAACCUGUCGCAACUGCAUUCUCUUUCUGAUCUUCUACCGGGUGAGCGGCGGCCUUGCCAUGAGUACGCGGGUAUUGGCGGGGGUGGAGGUUCCGACAUCAUUAGUGCAAGUCUGCUGGGUCACUUAUUACGUCCACAUAAGAAGCAAAUGGAUCUCUUAAUCUCGACUCGAACAUGGGCAACAGGAUCCCAGGGCAAAAAGGGCUCCAAAUUGGGGAUCAAGCGCGAGGUGUACAAUCACGGGGGUGCAGUUGAAGCGCAUGGACGACCUGUUGCUGGAACAUUUCGCGUGCAAAAUGGCACUACCGCCGAGGGUCGCGAUCUCGAAGCAAUCCCGCUCCAAUAUCAUUCCCAGAUAUUCAUGGUGCUGGACCAGGGCGAAUCUAGCUCGCAGAUCUCCGAGGCCGACAAAGCCGAUCUUACAGAACAAUUUCAUGCCGUGCUGGCUCAGGCCAAGCCACCAAUAGAGACUGUUCUCAUAGUAGACACAGGAGGGGAUGUUUUCGGCGCUGACUCGAACGGCGCUGCGACGCCAGACCAAGAUUACCGGGUGCAGAAAGCAAUCACUCCCCUGUCAGACGAGUACAAUCUCGUGACGGUGGUGGUGGCUCCCGGUGUCGACGCUCCAAAUGAUGCGCCACAAAAAGCCUCGAAAGCCGGCGGCGUGGUUUAUAAACCCACGAAAGAGGAGAACCUGAUGCUGCUUGAUCUGCUCGCGACUAAAUAUAAGAUGGACGGUUCAGACCCCAGCAGAUUCGGGAAGACAACACUGGCUCUGCAGGCACGAUUACGGGGAGUGGUUGGGUGGACUUCGGUGGAUCUGCCGCCUUAUGUUAUUGACACAUGGGAGAAUCCCUGGAAUAGCUUCGUGUACAUCCGGGAGUGUAUGAGCGAUAUCAUUCUGAUGCCAACACCGGAGUUGCUGCCGCUGAUUGAGCCGGCGAAGAAAAAACGGGGCCUAUAA